GGCCGAGGACGGCGGGUAGGGUGGCAACCUCUCCUCCGAUAGCUGCGUACGCGAUUUCGGACGGUACGUCCGGUGGGCGACCACCUCCACCUUCCGCGUCCUUCGUGCCCUCCGAGAGCCGGGUUCCUGCUAGCCGAUGUAUUACGCCGUGCUCAGGCCGAAGCCGGCACCAUAGUACCGCGGCACCUGCUAAUCAAAUCGCAUAUUCCACGAUCGCGUCGCACGAACCACGUCGACGAGCGGCGAGGAAAAUCGCAAUCCAAAUUUGUGUUGAUAUCUACAGUGCUGAUACAUUUUCGAGAAAACCUCGAUACAAAGUCGUGUUAAAAUUUACAUUGUACGAUACAAUUCGUACGGUCUCGCCGAAUGAUAGUUAUCACUGCUACUGUUUUCGAGCAAGCAGAAUUUACGUGGGAAAUUGAAGAAUCAUCGCGCAUCGGGUAAUCGGAUUUGCCGUUGUGAAAAGUUAGCAGCGAAAUUUAUAUCAGUGAAUUUUGCGGGACUCACAGAGACUCUGAAAUAACACUGUUGUGCGUCGGGCUGUCUUGCUGGACGACCAGCUCAAUAUACCUGUUACAGUCAUUCUUGGUAUUAUCCAAGAAUAUAUCAGUGAGGAAUAAGCAAGAGAGAUUCAAAUUGGAUUGUCUCGAAAUCAGUUUUUCAUGUUAGUUAAUAGUUUCAAAAUCUGAAGAUCGUCAGAGGACAAUGUGGAUAUAAAGCAGAAAACGUGACCAAUUUGCGAAACUUCAUCAAUACUUUCGUGGACCUCGAUCAAAACUGCCGCCACCGUUUUCGGCGCUCGAGGUAGACGCAAGAUGCGAAGACACCGAGCCGAGCGAAAACGAUCAGCGACGGUCAUCGAGGAGUGUCAUCGAACGCGCUCGUAGACCGGCCGGGCCAUCGGGGACGAGUCCGCUUCACCGAUGAGAAGAAAAAAACGGGCAGGACAACGUGGCAGGUCGAAGAUCGCGAUCAGGAGGCCGCGGAAUUCGGCGUUUCUUACCGACGGCCGGCGAGGCUGACCGCAUAUUCGGGCCGAAUCGCCGAAACAAACGGACGGAGAACGGCGGCCGGCUAGAUCGGCCGCGGUCCAUCGCGUUUUUCAUCGCGUCGGCCGGCCGGACGACUUACAUCGGGCACGACGCGAGAUUUACAUCGACACGCGUGUAAAAACCGUCGUCUCGAUCUACCGAUCGCGGCGCAGACAACGAUAUUGACUCGAGGGAGAUCGGAUCCCGCGGGAGAGCUUCGGAGGCUUCCAGUUUUAUCAAUCACGAUCGAGUUUGCACGACGUUGAAAGAAAAUCUUAACCGUCCCGCCGGAAUAUUGAUCGGGAUCGUUGAAAAUAUUAUUAAUCGUAUCUACAAGAAAAGCUCGAAGAAAUAUCUGAGUAAAAGCGGAGAGAUAAUAAAAAUCAGGCGAUUUUCCAAAAAAAGAGAUUAAAAAAAAAGGCUUACAAUAUCGGUAUUUAGAAAAAAUCUAUAUUUAAAAGAUUAUUAUCUCUGUAUCAUGAUCAAUAAAAAAGUAGUGCGAUGUUUAAACAUGCAUUUUUAUUAAUUAAAUCUUUAGUUGCAUCUCAAUUGUAAACGGGCUGUCUCCAAGUACUUUUUCGAGCAUUCGUCGAAUUAGAAAACAUCGCUGUGUUAUCAAUAAAAAAAAAAUAGAGUUAACCAUUUCGAGAGAAAAAGUUUACCAUUCAAUACCGCUUCAACAGCGUCAACGUCAUUCAAGUGUGUGCUUUCGUAGGACAAGCAACGAAUCGCGGCGCGACGGAUUCGACGCUCGACGAGAUCGGCGCGAUCGGUGUUACGUACGUAUUCAAGGUUACGAGAUAAACCGAGUCUCGUAAGCGGUCCGAUAAGCGGCUGGCGAUCCGUCGACGAUUCUCGGGGGCAUCGGUGAGUGCGCGGCCGGCUUCAAGACCCACCGCACGGACCCUGCCGGAAGGCGCGCGGUGGCGUCGACGGCGAUUUCCGGCUCAAUCGAGAAGACACCGUCGCGACGUCUUCUCAUCUGCGUCUCUCUCCGACCCGACGCAGUCGCGAGCGAGAAAUAACUCGGUGCUAUCGAAAAACGGCGCGUCCGUCAUGCGGAACGACGUGGAUUCGAAUCGGUAGAAGAAAGUAGUAUAAAUUUCGCGAGCUUCGAUCAUCGCAUGUGUCGCAGGAAGUGUUGGAGAGAAAUACAGGAAGUGGUGAUAGAAACUUUAGGUGAUUCGGAAACAAAUACGCGAUCAAACUCUUGACUAUCAGCGUAACGACGUGAGUCAACAACGUUGCUCAGCGUUACACAUAGUAGUAUGUGGCCGCUCUUAGCCAAUUGCAUUUUUUCGUCAGCAAUCACAAGUGCAAGCGAUUUGACAUCCAAUUAGAAAAACGCUUCUGCCGGAUAAUUUACUCCAAGAAAGAGAAAAUCCACGUGGCCGCGAAAACGGGUCUUCAAUUAGAAGACCUGUACUCUGAAUAGUUAACGUGUGAUGCUCUCGAUGAGUGCGUCGAAGUAGAAAUUACAAGAAGAUGUAACUUCAUCUUCAUACGCGCUGAGAAGAAAUUGCGUCACGACUAGAAAAUCGCAUACACGAGCGGAAACGUUGACAAUAAGCGACUUGUAGGUGGUAGUAUAGGUGGAACUAUUUACAAACAGCCCAUUCAAGUCUCGUGCAACGAGCUCGUAAACGAGUCCCGAGCGCAAAGAGCGUGUCUUGUGCAGGAGAAGCGUUUUCCUUCGCGACUUUGUCGUUUACGAGCAAUCGCGCGAAUUUCGCGACGAAAUUGUUCGCAUUCGAGGCUCUUCAAGAUAAGGCGAAGACGACGAAUGAUCGUUCGCCGCGGGCGAGCGAAAUCGCGUUCUUUGUCGCGUUGAAGACAACGUAACAAUUAUUUGUGCAGCUUCUUCCUUCCUUCGUGCACUGGAGAACACGUUUUCAGGAUUAUUACAAGAUUUAUAUCUAGUAGAAAUAUAUAGAAAAUGUGAAAAUAAUCGUUCGCGAGAAUGUCACAAGAACUAUAUUCAGUUUUCUCAGUGUACUGGUGUUAGCAACGACAGAAACGAAAUAAUAAGAAAGUGGGAGUGAAUCGGUGAACCGGCUUUCGCACAACGUUAAUUAUCUUCUAGUUUUCUCGUGACGCCGAAUCAUCAGUUUCGGCAGAACUCUGAUGAAUUCCGUGCUUAACGUCGAACUAUCACGCUUGAGUUUUCCAGAUGGACGCAGCUUGUUUCGGGAUGAUUUUCCUUUUGAAUUAUCCUGUACGGAAGGAGCUCGGUAACUUCAGAGAUAGUUUAAAGAUCACUAACUGCAUCGCACAAAUUUGAACGAAGGAAGAUACAAAUAACAAAUUCCCGAAAAGAAUAAGCAUAACUUCUUAUUAUUGUUUCACCCGUAACACGGCGCGGCGGCUGAAGCGUGCUUCCUUUAAUUCGGAGAUAGAGAAUAUACAUUUAUCAAUUACAUUUCACCUUUGGCGAAAAAAAAGUGCCUUGAUGCACGACUGUAUACUUCUAUGUGCGGAAGUUUCUCGCUUUAAGAAAUUCUGCAACAACAAUAGACUGUUUUCGAAUAACCCGUGUAUAAAACCUCUGUCAAGCAACGAUUCAAGAAACUCUAUCUCCAGCUAUUCUAUUAAUUUUCUCUUAGACCAAAAGACGGAUAUACCUUGCAUGAAUCAUUUCAAGUAUCUUCAGUGUUCAACAUACUCGUUUCUACCAACGUUCAAUUUGUAGUCGAUCCAGAACUGUCAGUUUGCAUCGUAACUCGAUAGAACUCGAUAGAAAUCGAUAUUGCACAGCGACGAUCUCGCCGUCCACGCAAAGGCAGAUUGUCAAUCUCGGAGAGAUAAUCAGGCGAGAGGCGAUCUCGCCGGAAAGUGGUUCUCGACGCGGUUGCACGAGCUCACUCUUAGACUGGAGCUGUACUUGCCGUACGCACCGCUGCCGGGAGGCGGUGGGAUCCUCCCGGCGGUGAGCGGCAGCGGUGCUCCUAGUGGCUGUCGUCCGGUGCUGCUGGGUGGCGUCGAUCUGUCGAUGUCGGCGGCGGUGCAGCAGCCGGUUGCGACGCUACCGACGAACCUGACCAGCAGCGGCCCGAUAGCGGCUCACAAUUCCCUGCAUCACACAUCGGGCGGCCUGGCCCUGCCGCUGGGCGCCGCAGCGGGCCCGCCGGUGAUGAUGCCGCGUCCGCCACCGGGUGCUAUGCCGCCGCUGGGACCGACGCUGCCGCCGACUCAUCAGGACGAGGAUCUAGCCGACGCGGCGCCCAAUCAGGACGUCUUGCUAGCGCUCCUCGCGAGAAACAAGAAUUUGGAAGAACGGAGGGUCAAAACACCAAGCCAUUUUACUAUCAAGGAAGAAUCCACGAUACCAAAAUGCGGUGGAUGUCAGGAAGUUAUUUUGGAUAAAUACGUUCUAAGAGUCCUGGAGAGGUGUUGGCAUGCAAGAUGUCUCACGUGUCGGGACUGCGGUGCCAGAUUGACCGACAAAUGUUUUGCGAGAAACGGUCAUGUGUUCUGCAAAGAUGACUUCUUCAAGCGUUUCGGGACAAAAUGCGCGGGCUGCGGCCAAGGGUUGGCACCUUCGCAGGUGGUACGAAGGGCGCAGGAAUUUGUCUACCAUCUUACGUGUUUCUCGUGCGCUCUUUGCUCUCGACAACUGGACACCGGUGAUGAAUUUUAUCUCAUGGAAGAUAGAAAACUCGUCUGCAAGCCCGAUUACGAACAAGCGAAGGCGAAAGAACUGGCAGAUGGAGGGAGUAUAGACGGUGAUCAACCUAAUAAGAGGCCACGAACAACGAUCACGGCGAAGCAGCUCGAAACCCUCAAGCUGGCAUACAACACCAGUCCGAAACCAGCGAGGCACGUGCGAGAACAGCUGUCUCAAGACACAGGGCUCGACAUGCGCGUCGUUCAAGUCUGGUUUCAGAAUAGGAGGGCGAAAGAAAAGAGGCUGAAAAAAGAUGCUGGUAGGACGAGAUGGUCUCAAUAUUUUCGCAGUAUGAAAGGCGCCGGCGCAGGCGGUCAUUCGCCUAGACACGAUAAGCUUCUUGACAAAGAUGAGCUGAAGGUAGACUUGGACUCUACCUUUGGUCAUCACGACUUGAGUAACGACAGUUACGGAACAGUGGUGAACAUGGGCCUGGAUGGCGAGGGCGCGAGUCCAGGCGGUGGUGGCAACGGAGCCGGAGGUGGACCGCCUCGCGGAUACCUGGGUGCGACGACACCACCGUAUCUCUCAACGUCCAGAUCGCCAUCCCUACCGCCCCAGUUUCCGUAUCCACCGGAUGCUGGUCUCUCGGUCUACACCACUCUUGGGGGACCGGGCGGCAUGGUGCCAGGACCAGCGUCGGAUCUGAGUAACGAGUCGAGUGGCGGUGGCGGCGGCGGCGGUGGUGGCGGCGGCGGCGGCGGUGGCGGUGGUAGCGGCGGUGGUGGCGGUUACCCCGACUUUCCGCCGUCGCCGGACUCCUGGCUUGGCGAACCGCCGCCCCCACACGCUCAUCAUCAUUCUCAUUCCCAUUCCCAUUACGCCACAUAACCCGCCAAAACCGCGCGUCGCCAAAUACCGUAUAGAAUAAUGUGCUGUCGGAGCGGGGCGUUCACCUGAGAGCGUCAAUGCUGGUCUCGUCGUCGUCCUCAUUCUCAAGAAAGUCUUCCCCGUUUCUUCGAAUAAAAUAAUAAAUUUUGUAAAAUUUUGUGGUAAAAUCCAUUUAAUAAAGUCCGAGUUUAUUGACCGUAAGAAAAAUCUAAAAGCAAGAACAAAUUUUUAUUUUUUAUUAAGAAUAUGAUAAGUCUUUAAUUUAUUUUGUACAUUUUUGCAGAGUUAUUUUGUAUAAAAUACUUAUAUUGUAUAAUUUAUACUUUUGUUUACUUAUCUAUUGAAACCAUAUAUUCAUAUAUAUGUAUGAAGAAAAAAAAUAGAUAUAUAUUUAUAUAAAUAAGAUUUUAUCAAUUAAAAGAAUUAUUAUUAUCUAUUUAAUAUACAUCUUUAUUUUUUUCAUUUCUGCAAACGUUGUAAUUUGCAUUGUGCAAUUAAUAAUUUUGUGUCUUUAUAUUUAUAUCUUUCAUUUAUCUUGAAGUAAUUUGUGAAAUUUAUAACAAUCAUUAAUCGUAAUUUUUUAUUAAUAUUUAAACUGAUAAUAGAGAUCACUUUCUUCGCUCUUAGAUUUUUUACACUAUUGUUUGGUUGGCGUUAGGACAAAUUAAAAUUAAUGAAGCUGUUCGUUGAAAUUCCUUUAGAUAAUUUAGAUAGCUUGUAAUAAAUAGAGAAGUAAAUCCUCGAAUCAUACUCGAUGAAGGCGACGACGGAUUAUGGCGAUACUUGCGAACGUCCCACACACGGUCCAAAUCCACGAGUUAUUCUACGCCGGUAUUUUAUACCGUCCCUCCUCACGAUCUUUCGUCAUCCGAACGGCCGUAUCGAUGCCGUACCUUUAUGGCACACGUACGAUUCGCAUUCGAUACUACGAUUAAUCUAAAUAUAUUUAUGUACAAGUUCCUCGUUUCUCGGAGUUUGAUUGUCGAGUAAUAAUAGGAGGUAGUGUAAAACGUGUCCCGGACUAUUCGCGGAGAUCCAUUUGUCGUGAUUUAUAAUAACCGAUUUAUUAAUUUCUUUUAUAGUCUAUAACGAUAAAUAAUUUAUAGAAUAAGUAUCAAGAAUUUUAUAAUAGGACAAGUGCAAGUUUUAUUUCCAAGAUACUGAGAUAUGACGCAAAUACAGGUAUAAUAUUUGAUACGAUCCAAAUCAUCACGGCGAAUGCGAUCAUCCGUAUGACAUACCACUCUCUCUAAGCUCGAUUUUCAUAACGCAAGUUUUAAAAAAUAUUAAAGAAUCCGGGUUCUAAUUCUCCCAAAACAAAAUUAAACUUUUAAUUGAUCACUCUCUUGGAAAACCACUGAGAGUAUCUUUGUCAAGACAGUCACGGAGCAUACAUGAGCAUGCAUCAACUGGAGAGUGGUGAUGAUACCACAUUGAACCUACCAAUAAAUAAUCGUAAGAUCAAAACUUGACCGAUCUUGUACCAUGAGGGACUGACUAGAUAAAUAUACAUUAAUUUUCUUACAAAUUUAGGAAAUUUUGAAUUUUAUAUAAAAAAAUAUAUAUAUAUUAAAAUUUCAUAAAUUUCCAUGAGAAUUAAUGUAUGAAUUAUUUUAUAUAACCGGAUAGAUUUGUCCUUUGUAUUUUCUGCUUUAGAAAUAUUUGGAAAAAAAAUAUAUAUAUAUAUAUAUCUUUGAAUGUUGAGAUAAAACACUUUGUAUAAUCUAAAUUUUUAACGAAAUUAUUAUCUUGUUGUUACAUUUUAUCAAAUAAAAAAAAAAAUAAGGAAUGUUCUUUAAUAUUCGAUCAAAAUAAAAUAAUUUGUUUUGAUUCGUUAUCGUAAUACGAGAGAUCUUUGAAGACUUGAAUUCUGAAAAUCGAGCAUUGGGCACGUGUGUUGACGAUUUACCUUGCUUGCGUGUGACGCUAGAAUCUUGAAAUGUGUAUUGUAAAUAGUACGAAUUAGACCUAUAGGAUAAAGUUCAUCCAAUCCAGGAUAUCCGAUUUUAAUUCACUAAAUUCUUAACUACUUGUAUCAUUGAAAGACAAAAAAAAGAAAUCGUUUUAACUUGACGACCAAUAAUAUAAUUUAUAUUAUGUUCACGUGAGUGAAUAAUUCAUUUUCCGAAUUUGAUAUUAUAACAGAUAUUGUACAAAAAUUUUUUUUUCAAAUCGAAUGAUAAGGAUUGGAAACUUUUCCUUGCUAGUUGAAAUUGCAUUAAAAAAUUGACGUGCAAAAGUCUCAACGUGCACAGAAUUAUUUAUGUCAAACAAUACUUCUACAAUUCAAUUGUAUUUGCUUUUUCAGAUGCAUGUUGUCCACUCCACUGGACACACUUUAAUUACUAUGUCUGAUACAAAUUAGAAUCUGAGAAGUUUAAGAAGCGAAUGCAAAGUCACCACAAUCUUUGAACAGAACCACGCGAUCUCGUGUAUUUUUCUUGUGCUACUUUUGCACGUCGAUCUGUGCAACCAACGAUCAAAAUUAUUGUAACUUCGAACCGUGUACAUACCUCGUUGCUAUGAGGUUACGUAAGCCGUCGAUUAUAUGAUAACUCGUCAUUGUGUAUACAGAGAAGAAAUUGAAAAAAAUUGUUUUUGAGUCGUAAGUCAAAAUAUGUUGAUAAUCAAAAAAAAGAAACAGAAGAAAAAUAAAUUGAAUGACUUGAAUGUAUGAUAAAUAUUAAGCGACAUGCAUGCAAUAGUAAUAUGAGUUUCGCUUGGAUUAAUAAGUUGAUUACGUUUGUAUCUUUAAAUUUCAUUAAAAUUCUUACAAAUUACAAGUACAAUAAAAUAUUUCUCAGUUUAUAUUAUUGUUAUGUAUUAUUACAUUUUUUUCAUAAAUUAUAUUACUACAAAAAAUAAAAAUAUAAAAAUAAAUUUUAGAUUUUUAGGAAAAUUUUAAAUAAACAAUACACAUAUACAAUGUCAAAAGAAACUACCUUGGUGGCAUUUUGUAAUAAAAACGACAGUUAAACGAUUUCGCAAUACAGAUAAACUGGAACCGCAAUAAGUUGAUUAAUCCAAAUGCGUCUCAUAUUAUUAUUAAAUAAAAUGAUGGCGUAUACAACACAAGCGGCAGCAGCGUGCAAAAACGUCACUGUAGAAUUGUAUAUAUCUCGGUACUGUUCCCAGUUCCCUCCCCAUCCUCAUCACGCUCCCCUUGUCUUCUUACAUGCUCUCAUACGUUUUACCGGGUACGAUUAUCGCGAACGGAAGGAAACGGUAAGAAAGGUAUAUUAGACUUAUAAGAAAGAUUAAUGUUGUACAGUAUUUCUCUCCGCUCCUUCGCCGGAUGUGCGGUUGAAGGAAUUCGCGUGUCUGGCGCAGUUCAUAAACUUCACAUCACUAUGAGUUAUUACGAAUCUUUAUAUUAUUAUCUAGUCAUGGAGUGAUAAUAAAAAUUCUAUCAUAAUCUUAA
Messenger RNA from Solenopsis invicta (red fire ant), 8947 nucleotides. It is a transcript of the gene Lim3, whose product is annotated as LIM/homeobox protein Lhx3. Gene Ontology annotation, biological process: neuron differentiation; regulation of transcription by RNA polymerase II. The record is from RefSeq and is a predicted model, not a curated record. Lineage: Eukaryota; Metazoa; Arthropoda; Insecta; Hymenoptera; Formicidae. The transcript has 8 exons. Gene Ontology annotation, cellular component: nucleus. Gene Ontology annotation, molecular function: DNA-binding transcription factor activity, RNA polymerase II-specific; RNA polymerase II transcription regulatory region sequence-specific DNA binding. The coding region runs from base 4021 to 5526 and encodes 501 amino acids.